CCUUAUGCUCUCUAUCAUUUGGUCUGGCUGGCACAUUGACUUGCUUCCUUUAAAUCCCUUUGUAAGGUUAUUGAGCUUGACACAACUGGCUGGUCUGGUCUGCCUCAGCUCAAGCUCAAGCUCUAGCUCCAGCUCAAGUCAGGUCAACUUCUAGGAAGACAGACACUAAAUCUCAAACCCCAACCCAGUUUUCAGACAGAACACAAAACUGAAGUAAGCAAGAUCAAGUGUUUCCAGCAUGGAAGCAGUGGCGGUGCAAGCUGGUGGACAAGCUGUUGGUUCACUGAUUACACCAGCAGUUGAAGGUGGAAAGGGUAUUUUCAACUGUUUGCGGCGCAAAUAUGCCUAUGUGAAGAAUAUACGAGAGAAUUUUGCCAAGCUUGAGAAGGAGGAACUAUAUUUGUCUAAUGAGGAUGCGGAUGUUAAAACAAAGUUGGAGAGAAACAAAUUAACAGAAGAAAAGACCAACAGAUGUGAAACCUGGCUCAAUGAGGUCGAAAAUAUGAAACAGGAGAUUAAAAAACUUAAGGUUGACUACAAAAACACCAGACCGUAUUUUUGCGGACUAUGUCCAUUUCCGAGUUUGCUAAAGCUUGGCAAGCGUAUUGUGAAGAAGACAACAGAGGUAGUUGAGCUGAGGAAUCAAAGAGGUCAAAUAACUAUAAUGCAUGAGAAGCCACCGGCACCACCGGUUCCCGUUAUAGAGAAGCAUGCUCGGAAAAAAAGUGAUGUGCCAUCAUUUGAUUCGCAUGUAGAAACACUGGCAGAGUGGUUAGAGGAUGAGAACUUGAAAAGAAUCUGCAUAUGGGGACCUCCGGGUGUAGGGAAGACCAAGAUAAUGGGAAUGUUGCAUGACAGGGUUGGUAAAUCUGGUAAAUUUGACAUCAUCUUUUGGGUGAAUGUAACAGCCAAAGGGAGAAUAAGAGACAUACAGGAUGAAAUAUGGAAGCGUUUAGAUAUGAAAGAAAACGGCAACUAUGUUGCUCAACAAAGAGCAAACAUGAUAUCCGAAAAGCUAAAGGACAAGAGCUAUGUAUUGUUUCUUGAUCUCGAUGACAUUGUCUCAGAGAUUGAUCUUAGAGAAGUUGGAAUUCAUGAUGAAAACGAGCAUGGAAAAGUGGUGUUUGCCUGCAGAUACAAGAACAACAAUAUCUGUGGAGGCACGGAUGAAGAGAUGAACGUGCAGGGAUUAUCGGACAAGGAUGCUGAAAGCUUUUUUUGGAAAAUGGUUGGUUCUGAUCUUAACAGUAAUCCCGAUAUCAAGCCAGUUGCGAAACUCAUCAUCAAAGAAUGUGGUGGCAUGCCGCUCUUGAUCAAGUUAAUUGGCAAUAGAUUGGCAAACGUAGAUGACCCUGCAAUAUGGCGAGAUUUGUUGUCCCAAUUAAGGUCACCGACUAUGGAACCGCAAGAACCACUGGAAGAAGUUUACAAGGCUUUUAAACUUGUCUAUGAAAAACUAUCAGAAGAUAUGAAGCCUUGUUUGCUGUAUUGGGCAGUGUUUCCUGCAGGUUACGAAAUUUUUCGAGACCAUAUAAUUGAUUGUUGGAGAGCCGAACAGUUCUUUUCAAGCCACAGAAAAUUUCCUAGGACACGUGACAGGGGGCAUGCAAUAUUAGAUGAAUUUGUGAGGAAGUCUUUACUAGAAAAGGGAAGAAAAUGGGGGCAUUUCAAGAUGUACGAGUAUUUUCAACGGGUGGCAUUAAGGAUAGCAAAUCUUGAAAAGAACUUAAAUUUUUUCGUCACCGAGGAUGAAAACAUUAUAGACGAAGAGUGGGAACGUGCAAGGAGAGUGUCACUUAUUCGGGUUCGCCUAUCUACUCUACCAAAAAGACCCCAAUGUUGUGGGAUCUUGACAUUGUUACUGCAGGAGAGUAGCUUGACCGAAUUUCCAAGGGAAUUCUUCGGCUAUAUGGAUGGCCUUCAAGUUCUGAACUUGCAUGAAAUACGAAUCACUUCACUUCCACCAUCGAUAUGCAGCUUAAGAAAUCUGAAAGGGCUGUUUAUAAACAACUGUAGUCAAUUAGUACAGCUUCCUUCUCAGAUCGGGGAUCUCCAGCAUCUCGAAAUCCUUGAUAUACGUCAGACCAGUCUCUAUAGUUUGCCCGUUGAGAUUGGAGAGUUGUUGAAUCUAAAAUGUUUGAGAGUUUCAUUCACAGAAGAUGUUGGCAACUACAACCCUGUCGAAGCAGCGAAGCCAAUGAUUCCUUCUAAAGUGAUUGGAAGGCUUUCUAAUUUAGAAGAACUAAGCAUUGAUGUGAGCCAUAGUAGCAGCAGAUAUCAAAAUGCUGCCGAAAUUAUCAGUGAAAUUUCUGAGUUGGCAAAGUUAACCACGCUUUGUUUCUUCUUCCCCGAGAUGGCAUCUUUCAACUCUUUCAUCCAGAAUAGCAAAUCAUGGAAAGGAUGCAAUACACUUUCAGCAGGCAGUAGCUUCAGAUCAUUCAACAUCGUUGUUGGUUGCCGGAGAAACAAUCGUGCUUCUGAAUUUAGAGUCUUCGAAUGUUCAGCCGAGAAGCAUCUGAGGUUUUAUGCGGGAAAUGAAUUUCCAAAUGCGAUUUUAGAGGUACUAAAGCAAGCCAAAGCGCUCGAACUGAUCGGUCACCAAACUGCUACCAGUUUAUCAGGCUUCAGAGCUGAUAACUUGCAAGGAGUGGAAGCAUGUAUUGUCGAGGAAUGUAACCAGAUGGAGAACAUCAUAGAUAGAGACCAAACAAGUAUUGCAUUUCAAGAAAAUGACAGCAUAGGUGUUGAAUUCGAACGCUUGAAAAGCCUAUACAUUUGCAAUCUUCCGAAACUAAAACGUAUCUGGCGGGGCUCGAUUGAAUCUAAAAGCCUCUGUGGCCUUACAACGCUCUCGUUAAAAGGAUGCAACAACAUAGGUAAGCUUUUUUCAGAGGGAAUGAUCAUACAACUCUCUCAGCUAGAAAAGCUGGAGGUGAAGGACUGCCGCCUCUUGACGGAGAUUAUCGAAGAUGGAAGUAUGGUCGAAUCGCACUCCUUUCCCAAGUUGAAGUAUUUGCAGCUCCAUGACUUGCCGGAAUUAUGCUCCAUUUCUCAUAUCUCCUUGGAAUGCCCUUCCUUGGAGACAGUAUUGAUCAAGCCGUGCAUGAAGCUAAGAAAUUUACCACACACAAUUAAAAAUGCAUCAAAACUAAAAACGAUUCACUGCACAGAAGAAUGGUGGAAUCAACAGGAUUGGCCAAAUGACACUAAUAAAGAUGAUUUCAAAAACUUCCUGAGUUUCAUAUGAUAAGAGGAGCCUCAACUAGGGACAAGACAUCCCAAGCAAAAGGCAUUAUUGAAGAGACGGUUGAAGAUUUAGUGAGAAUCAAGAGAGAUAUAAGCCCGGACCUGACCAUAUGCAGCUCUCAAGUAUUCUUAGCUGAGUUGGCUCAUGUGAUAGCCGAGACCCAGUGGGAAUUGGUCAUUGUUACAUUUUUUGUCCUUGAACUUCUUCUCCAAAGAUUUUUCAUAUGUAUGGAGAUUCACCCAGCCUUCAACCAAUGAGGUAAACUCUCUCCUCAUAAUCACACUCCUACCUCUCGAUGGUUUCUCGUUUUUUUUCCAUUUGGUAUUGGGUGUGAUUAGAAUAGGACUACCCCCUUCGUUUUGCAUGUUUUCCCUUCCUUUGUCUCAGCCAGUUACUAUGUUGCGCUUUAUCGAGUUGAAGAAACAUUGUGUGCAGCCUGCCAGAGUGGCAUUGUCUCCAACAGCGAGACAUUGAAUCCUUUUUAAGUUAAAGUCCUAUAACACGAAAAUAUGUGGUUAGCUAAGUUCGUGUUGAAUUUUCUCAAUGACUGUUCGUUUGUUUUUGAGUGAAUGCUAGGUUUUCUGUUAGUUCAUUGUAAUCACUUCGUGUGCAUUAAUGGCUGUAUUUCAGAAUUCUUUGGUUUUAAAUUUCUUGAUUCAUUCUUUGCAUGUUUGGAUGUGAGUAUGAAAAUGUGAUCGUCCAAAGACCCACCACCAGACGGUCUGCUUCCGGGAGCUGAUACAAAGGUUCCAUUUUCUGAAGCAGAUGCAGACUUGGCGGAUUGGGUCUGAAAGUUGAGAACCCUUGGGUUUUGAUUAUUAUUUGGGAAGGAUUUGAAUUUGCUA
Messenger RNA from Gossypium raimondii (Peruvian cotton), 4092 nucleotides. Its product is annotated as disease resistance protein UNI. Gene Ontology annotation, molecular function: ADP binding. The record is from RefSeq and is a predicted model, not a curated record. Bases 239 to 3247 code for a protein of 1002 amino acids. NCBI's taxonomy places the organism in Eukaryota, Viridiplantae, Streptophyta, Magnoliopsida, Malvales, Malvaceae. The transcript has 2 exons.